Molecule: messenger RNA, 2594 nt
Organism: Carlito syrichta (Philippine tarsier)
Lineage: Eukaryota; Metazoa; Chordata; Mammalia; Primates; Tarsiidae
Gene: TSNAXIP1
Product: translin associated factor X interacting protein 1
Exons: 16
Coding region: 384-2522 (712 amino acids)
Cellular component (GO): cytoplasm
Source: RefSeq, a predicted model, not a curated record
GUAGUAUAAACCUGCUCAGCCAUAAGCCUGUCCAAUGGGGGUCACGGGACACCGAAAACUACAAUUCCCGCCAGCAAAGCGGCACGGGCCGCUCGACUCACCUCCCGCCCCCAGGGCCCCUGUUUAUCCUCCUACCUCAGUUCUGGUAGCCAGGGUCAAAUCCGCUGUAGUGACUGACUCUCAGGGCAUCUGCUCCGAGGUCCGAGUCCACCUUUGCUACUUGGCCUUCCUCGGAACCCACGGGAGAAAGACUCGGGGGCGUGGUGCAACCCUGACCCCGCCCUCAUCGCGGGGCUGCUGGGGCCUGGUCGCCAUGGCGACGGGUUGUACACUACCACAGCUUCCCAGCCCGCGGUUGCUGGCUGCUCGCCUGCCCGAGGGUCAUGGCCUCGCAGCAGCCGUGGUGCUGCAGCUUCUCCUCCGCGUCGAGAUCACAGCCUGGGUCUUCAGAAGUGACUACAGACAACUUCUUUCUCCCAGAAGCCAAGAGCACCCAGAAACGCAAACUUUCUCAGAAACGGAAGACAUUGUCUUUUCAGUUCUCCACGGAUGGGCACCUGUCCCCAUGGCCCACAUACACCAGUGGCCAGACCAUUCUGCAAAAUCGAAAACCCUGUUCAGAUGCCUACCAGAAGCGAGCAGGUAGCUGGCAGCAGCAGCCUUUUGGCACUGGCAAGCCCAGGUACCUGGAGCAGCUGGAAAAUUACCUACGCAAGGAGCUCCUCCUGCUGGACCUGGGUACGGAUUCUAACCAGGAGCUGAGGCUGCAGCCUUACAGAGAGAUCUUUGAGUUCUUCAUAGAGGACUUCAAAACAUACAAGCCAUUACUAUCUUCUAUCAAGAAUGCCUAUGAGGUUAUGCUGGCCCACCAAAGGGAGAAGAUUCGGGCUCUAGAACCCCUGAAGGCCAAGCUUGUCACUGUGAAUGAGGACUGCAAUGAGAGGAUCCUGGCCAUGAGGGCUGAGGAGAAAUAUGAAAUCUCUGUGCUCAAGAAAGAGAAGAUGAAUUUGUUAAAACUCAUCGACAAAAAGAAUGAAGAGAAGAUCUCAUUGCAGAGUGAGGUGACUAAACUGAGGAAGAACUUGGCUGAGGAGUACCUGCACUACCUCACCGAACGAGAUGCCCGCAAGAUCCUCAUUGCAGACCUGAAUGAGUUACGGUACCAGCGGGAAGACAUGUCAUUAGCCCAGUCCCCAGGCGUCUGGGGGGAGGACCCUGUGAAGUUAACACUGGCUCUGAAGACGGCCCGGCAAGACCUGACCCGCACACAGAUGGAACUCAACACCAUGAAGGCCAACUUUGGAGAUGUGGUACCCAGGAGGGACUUUGAAAUGCAGGAGAAGACCAACAGGGAUCUUCAGGAGCAGCUGGACAGCCUGAGAGCUGAUUAUGAAGAGGUCCGCAAGGAGCAUGAGCUCUUGCUUCAGUUACACGUGAGCACACUAAAGGAACGGGAUCAGUUCUUUUCCGAGCUGCAGGAGAUCCAGCGCACCUCCACACCACGGCCUGACUGGAGCAAGUGCAAAGAUGUGGUGGCUGGGGGCCUAGAACGCUGGCAAAUGCUGGCUGAGGGAAAGAACAGUGACCAGUUGGUGGAUGUGCUUCUGGAAGAGAUUGGCGAGGGUCUUCUGCGGGAAAAAGACUUCUUCCCUGCUCUGGGCUAUGGGGAAGCCAUCCCCACUUUUCUUCAGUAUGAAGGCCUUGUGGAGAACAAGAAGCCAACCAAGAAAGAGGUGAUAAACCUUCUCAAGGAUGCCUGGAAGGAACGUCUCGCAGAGGAGCAGAAAGAAAAGUUUCCAGAUUUCUUCUUUAAUUUCCUGGAGCAUCGCUUUGGACCCAGUGAUGCCAUAGCCUGGGCUUAUACCAUUUUUGAGAAUAUCAAGCUCUUCCGCUCCAGUGAGGUCAUGAGUCAGUUCUAUGCAGUCUUGAUGGGAAAGUGGAGUGAGAGUGUGUAUGUCAACCAGAAGGAGACAAUAGCCCAGCUGCUGAAGGAUAUGACAAAUGUUGACACUCAGAAUGAGGGGCUACUAACCAUGGAGCAGUUCAGCACUAUCCUCAAGAAUACCUUCCCUCUCAAAAAAGAAGAGCAAAUUCAGGAACUGAUGGAGGCAGGAGGCUGGCAUCCCAAGAGCAGCGAUGCGGACUUGCUCAACUACCGCUCAUUGUUUAUGGAGGAUGAGGAGGGCCAGAGUGAGCCCUUUGUGCAAAAGCUAUGGGAACAAUACAUGAAUGAGAAGGACAACUACUUACAUGAUCUAAAAAAGGAGCUAGGCCUGGAACUCCAUGAUGAGGUGAACCUGUCCAAGCUGCGUAGGGCCCUGAUGAAUACCGAUUCUAGCCUGGACAAACAGACUGUGAACACCUACAUGAGCCAGGCCUUCCAGCUCCCAGUAUCAGAACUGCCAGAGGAGGGCGAUGAGAUGGAAGCAGGCAUUGUGGUAGGCCUUCAGACAGCACUGGAACGGCUUCAAGUGAUUGACAUCAGGCGCAUGGGACCUCGAGAGCCAGAGCCUGCAAGCUAGGACCACUGCGAGCAACCUAAGUGCUCCAGUACUACUUACUCCUGAGUUUUAGUAUAAAAUUGUUUGAGCCGA